Molecule: messenger RNA, 3077 nt
Organism: Dreissena polymorpha
Lineage: Eukaryota; Metazoa; Mollusca; Bivalvia; Myida; Dreissenidae
Product: GPI mannosyltransferase 4-like
Exons: 3
Coding region: 179-2329 (716 amino acids)
Biological process (GO): GPI anchor biosynthetic process
Cellular component (GO): endoplasmic reticulum membrane
Molecular function (GO): alpha-1,2-mannosyltransferase activity
Source: RefSeq, a predicted model, not a curated record
AUUUUUUUAUCCAUUACUCAGUUUCAUAUCCGGUAGGGAUAAAGAUAUACAUUUUCAUAGAAAAAACAACAACUCUGUUUUAUUCUAAUAUUUCGCCCAAAUGGUCUUUAUCAAAGUUUACAAAUAUGAAUACCCGACUUAAUUGUUCCUGUGUUCACACAAAUAGCAGUAUCAAAUUAUGUCCUGGAUUAAAUUGGCUUGGUUAGUAUUCCUGAUGGGUCGCGCUGCUUGGACAUUCUUGCCACAGAUGGGUUACAUCCAUCCAGAUGAAUUCUUUCAAACUGUGGAGGUUGUUGCAGGUGAUGCCCUUAAUGUGAGUGUCAUUAGAACCUGGGAGUUCACUGGCGAGUACCCACUGCGGAGCAUGAUUUUACCCAAACUGUUGUUCCAUCCAGUCUUUGUGCUUUUCAAAACUGUCAUAGAGUUGCAUGGUUCAGAAGUUACCGGCUACACCAUUCUGCUUGCGUCAAGACUUGUCAUGCUGUUACUGAGCUUUGUGAUAGAUUUGAUGUUCUUCAGGAUCUGCUUGAUGAUUGGUCUUCGGGGCCACACGCCUGCUUUGAUUUAUGCAAGCUCUUAUGUGACUUUGACAUUUCAGUGUCAUUCAUUUUCCAAUUCUAUAGAAACUGUGCUUGCUGUGGGACAGUUUUAUGUUAUUUUUUUACUUAUAAAGACCAAAUAUGAACAUGAUAAAGAUGUAAAAGAAAAUAAUAUUCCAGCCAGUGAAAAUGACAAGUUGUUGGAUGACAGAGCAUUGUUAAAAAGCCACCAUGAAAAUGCUUUCCAUAGUCCCAGAUUCAGAGGCAAAUCAAAACUAGGUUCUAAAAAAUUAGAUGUUGUAAGUACGAUUACAUCCUGUAUGACAGAAGACUUGUCAGAGACCAUAGUGAGAGAAAAUUACAAAAAUGUGAUAAAGUCUUAUGAGGUAAAAAGCAAAGAGUUUUAUCCCAUAGCUUUGUUGGUACUGUUUGGGUCUGUAUUUGCAUUUGGAGUUUUUAACAGACCUACAUUUUUGGUUUUUGGUUGUGUGCCAUUUUUUUGGUGGGUUGACAUCUACAACCGGUUGCCUAACUUUCUGUUGAUGCUGUCAACUGUAGCAUUGUCUGGAUUUGUGACAUCAGUGAUUUUGAUCACCUGCGAUUCAUUGUAUUACAUGUCUGUUAAAAUAAUCGACCUUCAAAACUUUGGGGUCAAGGAGUUGCUGCAGAUAUUCUGUGUAACACCUCUAAACUUUGUUAUGUAUAAUACAAACCCAUCAAACCUUGAGAAACACGGCAGGCAUCUACGUUGUCUCCAUUUGAUGGUCAACCUUCCAUUACUUCUUGGUCCACUUUUAAUUCCAAUAUGGAGAAGAGCUUUCCAACAAAUCUCAAGGUUUUUCUUUACAAAAGCAUGGAAAACUUUGCUUAAAAGUGAUAGUGAUAUUUAUGUCACACGAACUGAAGUGAAAGGCUCUUCAGCUGCCAUAGAAAAAAACAUUGAUUCUGAAAGUGAGAGCGUUAGCAAACUGAAUAAAAAUAUCUCUAAAAUUUCUGCAGAUGAUGUUAAUACAUUAGAUCUCAAUGACUCUGAUUUGGAUUAUGCAAUUUCCACUGAAAAUAAGUCCAGUGAACAAUUAAAUCAACAUUGUCAUGGUGAUGAAAAAGUGAAAGUGAAGCUACGGCAAACCCUGCAAUACAGUCUGCUGCUCUACAUCUUCAUUCCUGUGAUAUUGUUAUCUUUGUUUCCUCACCAAGAACCACGAUUUUUAAUCCCUGUCAUACCAGGAGCCAUUCUGUUUGCAUCACUUGUUUUGCGGGAAAAGGUUGGCACACUUUUCUGGACAAUUGUCUUUUGCUUCAACCUACUGAUGGCAACAAUAUUUGGAGUGCUGCACCAGGGAGGUAUUAUACCGUGUCUCAUGCACCUUCAAAAGAUGAGCACUGAAGUUCACAACAAAAGUCUGCAGAAGAGUGAACUGACUUUUGCAUUUUCUCACACCUACAUGCCUCCGAAGCACUUACUUCUGGACCGGAAUAAUUUCAUCAAUCUGGUAGAUUUUAAAGGCAUGGACUUAGCAAGUGUAUGUCUUUGUCUUAAAGGGGACUUUACACCGAAUGACAGUGAAUGCGAGGGUUUGAGACCUUCUGAAACUGUGUACUUGGCAAUAACUGGAACUGUUGCUCCACAAUUCAAGGAAUUUUGUAAAGAGUUGGUAAGGGUUAAGAAAGUUAAAGCGUUUUUUCCACAUGUUUCUUUUGAGGAUUUACCAGACUUUAAUGUUAUAGAUAGUUGGAGUAUGCUUAUGGACUUGUUUUCUCUUCACUUAUAUGAAAUAAAGGUUUUGUAAUAUGGUACUUAGAAUUGUUAUUUAGUUAUCUUGAUAUUUCAAAUUGUUAUUUAGGUAUCUUAAAUUUUAGAUGUGUUUAUAUCAAAUGUCUAAAUACUAUGAUGUGAUGAAUUGAAUGAUCAUAGCAACUUUAUAUCAUCGCUGUCGUUCUCAAACCUCGUAGCUCCACAAUUUUCAAUUAUUUUUUUUUCGUCUUUUCCGAAUAUAUGAAGUCUGGCCCGUGUUUUGUGCCAUAUCUCGUAGCCCUACGCCAAUCAGAGCCCUUGAAAAAGCCACAUGACAAAAUGUUUGAGCUCGAUUGUUGGCUUUUUUCCGGCGAAAAAUCGUAGCGACGUCAUUUCACCUAUAGGUACGUCAUUUCGUUUGGACAAAUUUGACAAAAACAUUUUUAUAUUUGCAGCUACGAGGUUUCCUAUCAGGACGAAUUGUCGUACCUCAUAAAAAUGACAAAACUGUGGUGACAAAAUAUCGUAGUUACCAUUUCUGAAUAUCAGUAUGACUUACGCGUCUACGACUUGUACCGUAUUUUGCAGCUUCAUUUGUUUGGUAUUUUUUAUAUAAUUUCAAUUUCUAAAACAUCGUUUUAAAAAAAUGUGACAGUUUUUUCUCUCUCCUGAAGUUGGCAUUUUGUAGCUACGAGGUUUGAGAACAACAGCGAUGAUAUAAUGGUUUCGAUUCUUUUGUAACCAUUUGCUACUGAAUUUUCUGAUUGCAAAACCAAUAUUGACAUUAAACUCACUGUGUUGAA